This is a messenger RNA of Aegilops tauschii subsp. strangulata, 1236 nucleotides long. NCBI's taxonomy places the organism in Eukaryota, Viridiplantae, Streptophyta, Magnoliopsida, Poales, Poaceae. The record is from RefSeq and is a predicted model, not a curated record.
AUGGCUCCCAGCCCGGGGUCGCCGCCCCGGCUUCCUCCUCGCUUCACGCUCGCCUGUCGAGCUCCCCUGCCCGGCGCCGCCCGAGCCGAACCACCUCCUGACCGCGAGCCCGACGCAUGCCACACACAGCGCUCGCACCGUGCAAGACGCCCGCCCACGCGCAUCCCCGCCCCCCUUGACGACGCCCCUGCUGCCCCCUCUGACCGCCCGCGUUGGAGCGAGCCCGCCGUCGCGCGGCGUCACCCCUCGGAUUGCCGGAGCCUCACCAUCCCGCACCGAAGCCGCGCCCGCGAGCCCGUCCAAGCCCGUCGCGCCCGCGCGCCAGAUGCGCCCUCGCGCCUUGCAGAGAGAUGCCCCACCACCACCCUCCCUGGAGCCAGACCGGGCUUCGCCGACGGUCUCCUCAGGCGGCGGCGAGGUGGGGUGGAGGGAGGAGGGAAGGUCACAGGAGCUCUUGCGGCGGCGGCGCAGCGAGCAUCUGUUGCCCUCGCCCUUCGCAAUGGCCUCCUCCUCCUCUGUCUCCCGUCCGCGGAAGCGUCCCGCCGCCGUCGCCUUUUCUUCCUCGCCUCCGCCGCCGUCGCCUUUUCUUCCUCGCCUCCGCCGCCGCCUCCGCCGCCGCCUCAGGGGCUAAGGACUCUGAAAUUGACACCAAAGAAGAAUUUUCCCCUGAUCUGGCGGACCUGUGAUGUUCUUCAGCUUUAUCUAAAGUCUUUUGGCAGGACAGCUCGUUUGACGAGUCCAGAGGGACGUCAGCGAGACUACUUUGAGGCAGAGUUCUUUUUUAAAGAAGAAGCUGAAGAUGCAUUGCAGAACUGCAAAAUCCCAAACAUGACCAUUGAAUGGGCUGAAGCAAACAUAUCAGACAAUCCACUUACAGGACCAGCACAAAUUUCGUAUGACCCACCAAGGUGUGACUACGAUGAUUUUAACAUUCUGCUCCAGGAGUAGAAGAAUCUUUUGUUGAGAAACAAGACAUUCAAGGCUCUCUUUCUCUUGUCGAGAAACAAGACAUUCAAGGCUCUCUUUUCUUAAAAGAAAAGUGCAUUUUUUGUGGAAUUGUGGGAUUCGUCCCUUCACUACUUUUUUUUUGGUAGAGCUGCUGUCUCCUAGAGCUUACUGUGCAAUAGACAUGCAUGAAGUAUUCGUAGUCUUUUUUAUUCAAGUUUAGAUUUCCAAGCAUAUAUGCUAUAGCCUAAAAAAAAACUGGUCGAAAUGCAGGUUUGGUCUGUUGUUGAA